Messenger RNA from Entrophospora sp. SA101, 558 nucleotides. Lineage: Eukaryota; Fungi; Glomeromycota; Glomeromycetes; Entrophosporales; Entrophosporaceae. The record is from the annotation of a GenBank genome assembly.
AUGAAAAAAAAAGAAGAAACAAAUAUAUUACAUUCUCAUGAAAAAAUCAAAAGAAAUAUUCGUGGCAAUCACCCCAACAACAAUAUGCAAUCAAAUGCAAAUAAACGUAGAACAGCAUCAAUUCUAAUAUUAAGUUCCUUUUCAUUGCGACUUGUAGAUUUAUUGGAUGAUCUUCAUGGAGGAGUAUUUAACCUUACUAAAGAAAUUAUAAUUUAUUUUCUCAGAGAUGAUCCUCUUUUAUUUCUUCGAAUAUUUUUUAGUGAACUGGGCACAAUCAACUUUGAAGCACAAAAAGAACUUCUCACAAAAAUCCAUUUUCUUAUUUCAAUGCAACAUGUUUUUCCUUCAGGCUUUUCACAUACCCUUUUCAAUCAUCUUGCUGGAAUUUUGCAGUGGUAUUCACGUGCUAACAAGAGUAAUGGUUUACGACUUAUGACCUAUGUUAUUCCUAUUUUAGCAGAAAUUGUACCUACAGUCAAUGAUUUACUUGUUCGCGAUUUUCGGAAAAACAAAAUAGAAAAUAUUCUUUGUAACAAUGGUCAAUUUUGGAAUAGGUAA